AUGGCUAGAGGGAGCCCGGCGCCGUGGGUGCUGCCCUGGCUCUGCUUGGUGCUGGCGGUGCGCUCGGGCGAAGGGCAGGAGGAGAAAAAACCCUUCGGUGAAACGUGCCUGGAGGACUUCACGUCAGGGAUGCCGGAUUUGGUGCUGGAUACCGACGCCUCCGUCCAGAAUGGAGCCACCUUCUUGUCGUCGCCGACUGUCCGUCGGAGCAGGGACUGCGUGAGAGCCUGCUGUAAGGACCCGGCUUGUAACCUGGCUCUCGUGGAGCAGGUCCCAGGCACGGAAGAAGACCACAUCCAGGGCUGUUUCCUCCUCAACUGCCUCUACGAGCAGGCUUUCGUCUGCAGGUUUGCCAGGAAGAUCGGCUUUCUCAACUUCUUGAGGAAGGACGUGUACGAUUCCUACCUGGCAAUGCAGAAUCACGGAUCUAGUGAUGACCAUCCUCCAAUAGCCCGCACUGGCAUGGACAUGAGGGUGCAGCCAGGGGAGCCAGUGAUGCUGAGAGGCACAGAGAGCACGGAUGACCGAGGGAUAGUCAGCUAUGAAUGGAAACAGGUCCUCGGGGACCCUUCCGUGGAGAUGAAGAAGCACGAAGAAGAUCAGGUAGAAAUCUCCAACCUACAGCCGGGGACUUACGUCUUCCAGCUUACUGUCACGGACACUGCGCAACAGCAAGACUUCACCAACAUCACCAUCAUGGUCCUGAAUUCUGAGCAGACUGAAGAGCAUUGUUUGACUCCUAAGAAGGUGGGCUGGUGUCGGGGUUCUUUUCCACGUUGGUUUUACAACCCAAGCCUUCAGAAGUGUGAGGAGUUCAUUUUUGGUGGCUGCAAGCCCAACAAGAAUAACUACUUACGGGAAGAGGAGUGUAAUCUUGCCUGCAAGAAUGUUAGAGGUGCUGUCGGUGGGCGUCAACAGCCAGUGUGCAACGGGCAGUGCCAGCCCCCCUACUUCAGAUGCAAGGAUGGCUGCUGCAUUGAUGCCUAUCUGGAGUGUGACGAAACUCUCGACUGUGCCGAUGGAUCGGACGAGAUGUAUUGUGAACAAUAUGCUCGUGAGUUCAAUAGACUGCAGAAAAUCAAUGUCACACGUAAGCAAGGUCACUGUGUGGACUUGCCUGAUACUGGACAGUGCACCGAGAGCAUCCCUCGCUGGUACUAUAACCCCUUCUCGGAGAAAUGUGACCCUUUCACCUACGGGGGCUGUGAUGGCAACAACAACAACUUCCAAGAAGAGGAAGAGUGCAUGAAGUCAUGUUCAGGCAUCACAAAAGCAGAUGUCAUUGGCCGGAGAUGGGAAUCAUUUGAGUCUCAAGGUGCUGUCUUAAGUGUCUUUGAGGUGGUCAUUGCCGUGCUCCUCGGGAUCUGCAUCAUGGUGGUCCUGGUGAUCAUCGGCUACUUCUUUCUGAAGAAGAGGAAGAAGAACAGCCGACGCCGUCAGCCGGCCACUGCUACCAACUCAACCCUCUCCACCACAGAGGACACUGAGCAUCUGUUUUACAGCAGUGCCACCAAACCAGUCUGACCUACACCCUCUCUCUUUCCAGCCCAGCACUAGGGCACUCCCCAAAACUCCCAUUUUUAGUCACGGGCCUGUGCCUGAAGGACUUUUUCUCUUCAAAGACAUUUGUAGCAUCAGGCCAAGAUCUAGCCAUGAUUUGGCAGUACUAGUGCUUGUGAUUGUCUUGGCUGAAUGGCUGCUCUGGAAAGUGAAGAUCUGGGAGCUUUUUGAUGCUCUCUGA
Messenger RNA from Apaloderma vittatum (bar-tailed trogon), 1741 nucleotides. It is a transcript of the gene SPINT1, whose product is annotated as serine peptidase inhibitor, Kunitz type 1. The transcript has 10 exons. The record is from RefSeq and is a predicted model, not a curated record. Lineage: Eukaryota; Metazoa; Chordata; Aves; Trogoniformes; Trogonidae. Gene Ontology annotation, molecular function: serine-type endopeptidase inhibitor activity; protein binding. Bases 1 to 1524 code for a protein of 507 amino acids.